UUGAUCUUGAGGCCGAUGAUUAUGAGCCCUCAUCCGGUUUUGAGUCCUUUGUUUUGGACCUAAAAAUGUGCUUCGGCGUCUUACGCUUCCGGUCAUGCGCCGAUGAUGAAUGUAGAUAUCCACGGGCGAGAUACUUCAUUGAGGUUCCGGUAACGCCUCUAAGUAGCGCAGAUGCUUCAUUGGAAGUGAAGACUUUUGAUCGCAUUUGUUUUGCCUCCGACUAG
Messenger RNA from Sphenostylis stenocarpa, 224 nucleotides. NCBI's taxonomy places the organism in Eukaryota, Viridiplantae, Streptophyta, Magnoliopsida, Fabales, Fabaceae. The record is from the annotation of a GenBank genome assembly.